AUGCUGAUUUUGAUAUGUGUUUUUCUUCUUGGUUUAACUUUUAACGAAACAAAAAGUAAAAUAGUUACCUUAUUUUCAUCAGGUAAAAUAUUAAAUAUACCAUCAUCAAAAGACUAUAUACAAGUUCUAAGACCCUUUUCUUAUGGAUAUAAUUCUACUCAUCUCUGGUCACUGCGUUUAGCCGAUGAAAAUUAUUUUCGUCUAGCCAAACUUUUACCAUGUCGUUCUGUUGAAUAUUACGGUGGACCAAAAGUUGAUAAGAUUGAUUCAUGUGAUCAUUCAGCAACAAAUGAAUUUUCAAUACAGAAUACCUUGCAAGCACAAAAAUGGCUUUAUGAACAUCAACAUCCAAUAGAUUGUACAAAUAAACGCUUUGCUGUUAUUCAAAAUUAUGCUGAAUCCGGUUUUGGAUCAACUAUUCAUCAAAUUGUUUGGGCAUUUGGUGUCGCACUGGCAGAUAAUAGAAUUGCUGUAUAUCGAAUUCCUGGAAAUUGGCUUUAUGGCGAUUGUAAUUCAAGCUCACCAGAUUGUGUUUUUCUUCCAAUAACUAAUUGUUCAAUUCCAUCCAAACUUGAUGGUAAUCAAACAAUUACAGUCAAUGCUAACAUUGGUCAUUGGUCUAAGCCUAUUAUUCCAUCUACAUUUCAAAAUCGAACUUUUAAUUGGUAUCGUGCACAAUUAUUAUUUUAUUUAAUGCGAUAUAAACCUGAAACAUUAGCUUAUGCACAGCAUACCAUAGCAAAAUUUUUUAAACCACCUUCAAUUGAUCUUCAGCAUCCAUACAUUGCUGUAUAUGUCCGUCGAUCAGAUAAGGUUAGGAAAAAAGAAAUGUCUCAAUCAUACACACUCAAACAAUAUUUUGAUUUAUUUGAUGGUGAUGCUCGACGAGCAAAUAUAUCUACAAUCUAUAUUAAUUCUGAAGAUGAAAAAGUAUUCAAUGAAUUUGUGAAAAUAAAUAAAGAAAAACAAGGCUAUUAUAAACUGUUAAGCAUAACUGUAGAAAGAAAUAUUGUUUUUGCAUCAUUAACUCAUAUGACAAAAGAACAACGUGGAAAAAUUGUUCUGGAAUUUCUUAGUGAUUUAUUUAUUGAAGUCAAUGCAGAUUUGCAUGUUGGUACAUUAACAUCGAAUUGGUGCCGGUUGGUUGACGAAAUAAGACUUGUACUUGGGAAAAUAAUACCUUUUAAUACUCCUGAAAAAAAAUUUUUGAUGGAUUGGCGACGAUGA
This is a messenger RNA of Rotaria sordida, 1227 nucleotides long. The record is from the annotation of a GenBank genome assembly. NCBI's taxonomy places the organism in Eukaryota, Metazoa, Rotifera, Eurotatoria, Philodinida, Philodinidae.